GGCGGCCGUGACUCACGUCCGCGCGAACCCCUGCACCCCAGCGGCCCGCGGCGCUCCCUGCCCCCCUCCCCGGCGGCAGCCGGCCUUGCCGUCGAGUGACAGCGGCCUGGGGGGCAGGGGGGGCGGGGGCGGCCGGACCAGCGAUGCCGGCGGGCAUGACGAAGCAUGGCUCCCGCUCCACCAGCUCGCUGCCGCCCGAGCCCAUGGAGAUCGUGCGCAGCAAGGCGUGCUCCCGGCGUGUGCGCCUCAACGUCGGGGGGCUGGCGCACGAGGUGCUCUGGCGCACCCUGGACCGCCUGCCCCGCACGCGGCUCGGCAAGCUCCGCGACUGCAACACGCACGACUCGCUGCUCGAGGUGUGCGACGACUACAGCCUCGACGACAACGAGUACUUCUUCGACCGCCACCCAGGCGCCUUCACCUCCAUCCUCAACUUCUACCGCACCGGGCGGCUGCACAUGAUGGAGGAGAUGUGCGCGCUCAGCUUUAGCCAGGAGCUCGACUACUGGGGCAUCGACGAGAUCUACCUGGAGUCCUGCUGCCAGGCCCGCUACCACCAGAAGAAGGAGCAGAUGAACGAGGAGCUCAAGCGUGAGGCCGAGACGCUGCGGGAGCGCGAGGGCGAGGAGUUCGACAACACGUGCUGCGCGGAGAAGAGGAAGAAGCUCUGGGACCUGCUGGAGAAACCCAAUUCCUCCGUGGCCGCCAAGAUCCUGGCCAUCAUUUCCAUUAUGUUCAUCGUCCUCUCCACCAUCGCCCUGUCACUCAAUACGCUGCCUGAGCUGCAGAGCCUUGAUGAGUUUGGCCAGAACACAGACAACCCGCAGCUGGCCCACGUGGAGGCCGUGUGCAUUGCAUGGUUCACCAUGGAGUACCUGCUGCGAUUCCUGUCCUCACCCAAGAAAUGGAAGUUCUUCAAGGGCCCUCUCAACGCUAUUGACUUGCUGGCCAUCUUGCCGUACUACGUCACCAUCUUCCUCACCGAGUCCAACAAGAGUGUGCUGCAGUUCCAGAACGUGCGCCGCGUGGUCCAGAUCUUCCGUAUCAUGCGCAUCCUGCGUAUCCUCAAGCUCGCACGCCACUCCACCGGCCUCCAGUCCUUGGGCUUCACCCUGCGCAGAAGCUACAAUGAGCUGGGCUUGCUCAUCCUCUUCCUUGCCAUGGGCAUCAUGAUCUUCUCUAGCCUUGUCUUUUUUGCGGAGAAGGAUGAGGAUGACACCAAGUUCAAAAGCAUCCCGGCCUCUUUCUGGUGGGCCACCAUCACCAUGACAACGGUUGGGUAUGGCGACAUCUACCCCAAAACUCUCCUGGGGAAAAUUGUUGGUGGUCUCUGCUGCAUUGCCGGGGUCCUGGUGAUUGCUCUUCCCAUUCCCAUCAUUGUCAAUAACUUCUCUGAGUUCUACAAGGAGCAGAAGAGGCAGGAGAAAGCGAUUAAGCGAAGAGAGGCUCUGGAGAGAGCCAAGAGGAACGGCAGCAUUGUCUCCAUGAACAUGAAGGACGCCUUUGCCCGGAGCAUUGAGAUGAUGGACAUCGUGGUUGAGAAGAAUGGGGAGAACCUGGGUAAGAAGGAUAAAGUGCAGGAUAACCAUUUAUCUCCCAGCAAAUGGAAGUGGACCAAGAGGACGCUGUCUGAAACCAGCUCAAGUAAGUCCUUCGAAACCAAGGAGCAGGGAUCCCCUGAAAAGGCCAGAUCAUCUUCGAGUCCUCAGCACCUGAACGUCCAGCAGUUGGAAGACAUGUACAAUAAAAUGGCCAAGACCCAGUCCCAGCCCAUUCUCACUACCAAGGACUCAGCAGCACAGAGCAAACCAAAGGAAGAACUUGAAAUGGAGAGCGUCCCCAGCCCUGUAGCUCCUCUACCGACUCGCACAGAAGGGGUCAUCGACAUGCGGAGUAUGUCGAGCAUCGACAGCUUCAUUAGCUGUGCCACAGACUUCCCCGAAGCCACCAAAUUCUCCCACAGCCCUUUGGCGUCGCUCCCCAGCAAGACCGGGGGCAGCACAGCUCCAGAGCUGGGCUGGCGGGGGGCUCUGGGUGCCAGCGGCGGGAGGCUUGUGGAGGCCAACCCUCCCCCCGAUGCCAGCCAUCAUUCCGGUUUCUUCAUCGAGAGCCCCAAGAGCUCCAUGAAGACCAACAACCCUUUGAAGCUCCGAGCGCUCAAAGUCAACUUCAUGGAGGGCGAUCCCAGCCCGCUCCUCCCCGUUCUGGGAAUGUAUCACGACCCUCUGAGGAACAGAGGGGGAGCUGCCGCGGCUGUUGCCGGACUGGAGUGUGCCACGCUCUUGGACAAGCCUGUGCUCAGCCCGGAGUCCUCCAUCUACACCACAGCAAGUGCUAGGACACCACCCCGCUCGCCCGAGAAACACACAGCAAUAGCAUUCAACUUCGAGGCGGGUAUCCACCAGUACAUCGACGCGGACACGGACGAUGAGGGGCAGCUGCUGUACAGUGUGGACUCCAGCCCUCCCAGGAGCGUGCGAGGGAGCACCAGCCCCAAGUUCAGCAUCAGCACUAGGUCGGAGAAGAACCACUUCGAAAGUUCCCCUUUACCCACCUCCCCUAAGUUCUUAAAGCAGAACUGUAUUUACUCCACCGAGGCAUUGACUGGAAAAGGCCCCAGUGGUCAGGAAAAGUGCAAACUCGAGAACCACAUCUCUCCCGACGUCCGCGUGUUGCCCGGGGGAGGAGCCCACGGGAGCACUCGGGAUCAGAGCAUCUGAGCUCCCCACCACGAAGGGGACACUUGUGGGCAAGGUCCAAGGAGGACGGCUGCUCCGCUUACCUGCCAUAGAGCUUUUCUUGGUGAACUCAGAAACAGAAAAGCUCUGCAAAGCUCCCAGGGAGCAAAGAGACUCACAGAAGUUCCCUAAGACCUGGAGAGCCGUGACAGGUCCGUCAGCAUGAAAUUGGCCAAGCUGUGGGGACAGUGCCUCCUUGUAAUAAUUUUACUGCUCUCUUUGGGAGAUGACACAAGCAGAGCUCACAGCCACCACCACCACCACCACCAUUCUAGACCUAACUGAGGCCACCUACUCCUUCUCUCGUGGCUGUCACAGCCUCUAGGGGCAACCUUUCCACCCCUCCUGGCUUCAGCUGGAGAAGGAUGCUGGAACAAGCGGAUGGUAUUGAAAGAGUACACUGACCAAUGGGGUAUUAAGUGUCGCCUGGCCACCUCUGGGAAAACCUGUCCAUCACCUCCUGGAUCCCACCGUUAGAAGGCCGCAGGGCACACUUGUGUCCUGGGGAAAUCGCGCCAUAAGCCACGAUCCCAGAGUAAAACCCUUCCUCCAAUGACUUCAUUGACUGCAGUAUUCCGUAGUACCUGAGGUUUUAUUUUGAGAUACCAUCAGGGUGAGUUGCACCAUUUGUACUCGAUUCUUUUUGCCCCCUGGCAAUCUGGGAAGGGUUCAGAAGGCGGGCACGAAGCCAAUGGGAGGAACUCUACAUUGCUUUAGGGUUAUAGAAAGAAAAUGAUUUCUGUACAUCACUAGGGUAGACUCAAAAGAUAUCCAAGUGUCAAAUAUGCAAAAGAAAUAGCUUAUUCAAAGAGACUCUGUGUUACUGAAGAACAGUAUAAAAAUCUGAUUUUCUUUUUUACCUGCAAAAUGAGAGGAAAAGGAAAAAAAACACCCCUCGUUAAAUGCCCCAUCCAGACUUUUGAAUACUUCCUGCUGCAGCAGGGAAAGCACCUACUAUAAUAGAAAUUCUUUUUUUUGUUUCCUGUGGUAUUCAAGCUAAAAGAAAUUUAAUAAAAAGCACUUUAUGUUUUUGAAAUAUAGGUUCUACCAGGGACAGUGUCACCAUCUUGCACUUUAAAACAAGCACUAUUUCUCGUGGGCCACCCGUUGGCGCUGUAUUUGGGCUGUCGCUUCAGGCCCAUUUCCGGCCACGGUGGGCAUCAUCCAAGUCCGUGGGCUCCUUCCCUGCCCCCCUGGAGCUUCCCUCACCCUCACGGGCCAGGAGGGGUUCUCGGCCCUUGGUUAGGGCCUCUCCUAAGGUCACCUGCACAGGAGACAUGCACAUCUCAGAAGGUCCCAGCGACGGUUGGGCAUUGGGUGUUUGUUCUUUCUUGUCAACUCGCCAUUGGUGUGUUUUCAGUGUCAGUCUGUCCUACAGACUCAGCUCUCCUUCCUGCAGCCAUCAAUGCAGACAGUACAGACAAAAGCAAUAAGUAUUUGUGCGCAUCCUGAGCGGUUCUGGUGUAUUUCUUGAUGUCGGUCUUCCUGUCCUAGUUUGAUGACCUGCUAUCAUCCUGCUUGCUUUUACUCCAACGGCAUGGUGUUGUUGGCCAUUCCUCAGUGCAGUGACAUCAGGAUGAACCACUGGUUAAUGCGAUGUUAUUGUAUUGGCUCAUGUGUCAGUAAAGAUAACCUGUCUUUCCGUCUGCCUGUCUAUAGUACAACGGCGCACUGUUGUUCUCUCAGUGUACUGUUGAGGGAUGGUGUCCCAGGUAUAAUAGUGUAGUUCUGCCCGGCUUCAAUACAGUGGCAGGCAUAUGUCUUCCUGGUGGAACAAAGACAGCGUGUUGGAUCCUUAUCUUUAGUGCAAUCUGUUGCUGGCCUGCCCAUCAAUACAAUGGCAUGACCCAGAGGUCACAUUGUUGUGACACUGCCCUUAAAAAUGUGUGCUCUCUGCUGCUUAUGAACCCAGUUUAUGGCACGUCUCAGCUUCUCCAGGGAUUGUGGAGCCUCUCACAAGGGUGCGGUCUUUUAUUUGCUGUGUGUUAACAAAGAAAAUGCAAACUUGACUCCUCCUAGGUCUCUUCAGAGUACUCACAAGCAGAGGCAAAGGGGCCGAGGGGCAGGGAGAGUGAACGUGGGCGCAGGUCGGCACCCAGAGAGGAAGCACGGCGCUCCCAAAGCCCUUCGCUGAGUGCGCAGCAGGGCCGGGGCCUUUGAGGAAUGACCGUGGGACAGUUCCCCGCUGGCCAUCUUCUGUGUCUCUGUCUUCAUCGCCAUCUCUGUCCAUCAGCACAAAUGUGAAAAUUCAGGGAAAACAAAUGCUUUUUGAUAAAAGUAAAUAGUUGUGAUUUCCGAUUCAAAUAUUUUUAGAGCUGAUGCUAUCUGUAAAAAUUAAUAAUAAUAAUAUAGUCUAUUUUACAUAUCAGGAAAGUGCACAUGUUUCAAUAUAGCCAUAUAUAGUGAGAAGGAAUUAUCACCCCUUCUUCAAAUCAAGGCAUUUCGUUGUUGGUUCAAGCAGAUGAGACGUGUACAGAUUGGAAAUGAUUUCUUCUUUCUUUUUUUUUUUUUUCAAUGAAUAACCAAUUGGUGCAACUCUCCUUGUAACCAAAGGCCCUUUAUGCCUUGUGUCACGUAGGACCUGGCCCUUCUUUCCUUGUGUGUUUUGUCUGACCUAAAGUAGCAUUUUACUGAGUCACUUUUGAAGGACGAAUUCAGAAGUAUCAUUAAGAACCUACCUUUUCAGGCUUCAUAGCCAGAGUCCUAUAGAGUUCUUAUAGAAACAGAAUCAUUGAAAAUCAGCAUAUACUAUGCUUAGAGAGUAUUCCGUUUUGGUUUGGGUUUGGUUUUUUCUUUUACUUGUAUGUGUAUGUAUUGCAGGAAUACAGCUUUUGCCCUGCGUUCAACUCAAAAUGCAUAUUGUACAUUUUCCCAGCACCCCCCACACCAACCAAAAAGGAACAUACCCAGAUUUUUAAGAUGCAUACACCCAACCUGUACCUGUGUACGGGUAUGUAAUGCGCUGGGAAAUCUACCUAAGGUCUCCACUGAGAAGCUGAACUUCAUAGCCGAUCUUGGUAGAGAAGAAGAAAGCUGUGGGUGAGGCAAAGACUGCAUUAGCUCUGUCUUUUCUACCCGUUGCUGGACCAACCAGAGCAAAAAGAAGCAGAUCAACCCAAGUAAACAAAACGAGGGGCUGGGGUGGGUGGACACCUGGUCCCUUUGGCGAAUACACUGAAACUCAUCAUGAACUCGAGUUCCAGCUUCCACCACUCUCAGAAAGGGCUAGGGGCCGGGUGGCUGCGCGUCCCUCUCACGCGGGAGAGUCUGGCCAGCGGGAAGAGAAGUGGCCACGGCGUGGAGGAGCCGGUUCAUUCGCCAUUUUGUCACUGGGUAAAAGAAAACUGGUCUUUGGUGCAGUAGAUUUCUCAGUGCCUUCUUUAGGAUUUCUAUCUUAAGCACACUUUAAGGGAAAGAAAAAAGGAGAGAACAUUUGUUCCCGUGAAGCCCCUUUCUCUAAAAAGAUCAGGAAUCAAGAAGAAGAAAAGGAAACAACAAAAUCUUGAGGCGGCUGUUUCCUUUCUGCCCGCUCAGCUUGCCCCGAUCGUGACUGAUGACACAAAUGCUUCAAACUCUUUCCUGAACCUCUCCUCCGCCGUGUCUUCGUAGCUGUAGCCUCGUCUCUGCCCUUUCUCCUCAAAAGAUCCAUGUUUCUAAGGGGGGAAAAAAACAGUAUUCUCUUCUGUAAAACUGUAAUGUAUUGUUGAUAUUUGUAACUAUUGUAUAUUUCCGUCUUGCUCCAGUCAUGGCUGGAAUGUCUACUCCAUGAGCAAGGGGACAUUUAAAAUUCACCAUGGACAAGGGUCACUAAAGCCAGGUCUCUCUCUCUCCCUCUCUCUCUCUCUCCCCUUUUUUACUUCUCUGCCAAUUUGUCUCAAAUAAGAUAACCCCAGGCUGUUCAGCCUCAAGUCAAGUAAAUUUGAAUCACAGAAGGACACAAUACAAAGCCUCCAGGACAUGCGCCUUUGGGGACAUUUCUGCUGUAACCUUGAAGUUGGUUGGCAAAAGAAGGGGGCUCCCCAGUCCCCAAGAGGACAGUGGAAAGCUUCCAGCCCCAAGAGGGCUUUUCCUCACCUACCACCGCUUCUGUGACAGCAUCCAAAUGCUUUCACAUCACCCAGCCGGGGCCACCCGAACCAGCCCUGGCCGCACACAGAAAUAAGUGUCGCUUCUGCAUUUUCUGUUGCCAUUUUCCUGGCUCUAAAAGUAUCUGAGAUGUUUGCACAUCUCAGAGUAGUCUAUUUUUCUGUUCCGAUAAAAUAUAUAUAUAUGUAUUUUUAGCAAAUUUAUAAUAGGGCAACUGAGUCUAAUUUCUUCUCUUACAAUACCGAGUAAUAUCUUAGGAGUUUUAUUGUUGGUCAGUAUCAUGUUGUUUUCUGGUCUUUAUCAUUUCUUCCCAUAGUCUGUUUGUUCAGCUGUUUUUUCAUUUCUUCUCUUAGCGUCUGAUUUUGGGAGGUAGGGAAGACUUUGGGGCUUGACAUCUGGCAUAGGGACUCUCUGGUACUCGGAAGUAUCCAUUCUUUCCUCAUCCGGCCUGUGUUUCUCUUUCUCGUUGUACUUAAGCGUCCAGGACAUGAGGGCAGGAAUGAGACAGGAAGGCUGGCCUCAGAAUCCGGGUAGGACACAGGCUGCUUGAGCUCCUGCCCCACACCUUCCAUUGAUCUGAAGGGACUGCGUUUUCUCAUCCCCAGAAAUCUUGGAUCCAAAAACCUCACGUGCAAAUUUGCUGCUGGUGUCUCUGAGAUCCAGAACCCUCCCACGUCCCUACUGGCCCAACUGCCUUCACAUCCUCUGCCCCACACCCCUCUACCACCACCACCAAUCAUACCUGAAGGCCAGAGCAUGUUCGGGUUCUUGCAGACCUCAGAACAUGCUGGACCUCAGACCUCAUCAGCUUUUUAUCAGUUCCUCAUUGCAAUCCAUUUCUAACACCCUCACUGGAAGAGUAGCCAGAUGCCCUUGUAGCCAACACAGAAGCGUAGUUCCCAGAAUGUGCUCUCUCAUGCCCUCCUUCCCUUUCCAGCUGCUGGCUCCAUGAGAUUUCUUGCAGAUAGCAGUACUUUUCCAGUUUCCACCUCUCCAAGGCUUGGAGAGUUUUUGGACCAUUCUGAUAAUUAAUUCCACAAGGUGGUACGCAGCAUCAUCGAGGCUGAGGACAUCUCACUGAGCAGGAUCUUCCAGGAAAAGUGAUGCCCACCCAUUAACCCCUGCAGGAUGACAAAAGAAGGAUCUCCAGCCUGCAUUCAUCCAGGCUUUGAUCUACCAAUUACCUCCCAAUCAGCUCCAGGCUCUGCCCAGUAUCAAAGAUGUGAGCCAAACCAGGACCCCCAGAGAGCAGCGACCCAUCCUAGCCAGAUGAAUCUCCAGAGGAAGCCAACCCAAGUACAUCUUUGUUAUUCUGACCCUAAGCAAUUUGCCCACCCCCAAGAUUCUCGGUGAUCCGGUUUGAACCAGACCCAAAUAAAAGAGAUAAGAUUUAAAAAACAAAAAACUGGGGCUGGGGAUUUAGCUCAGCGGCAAAGCGCCAGCCUGGC
Messenger RNA from Chinchilla lanigera (long-tailed chinchilla), 8272 nucleotides. RefSeq names its product potassium channel, voltage gated Shab related subfamily B, member 1 (gene Kcnb1). Gene Ontology annotation, cellular component: voltage-gated potassium channel complex; membrane. The transcript has 2 exons. Gene Ontology annotation, molecular function: protein binding; delayed rectifier potassium channel activity. The record is from RefSeq and is a predicted model, not a curated record. Gene Ontology annotation, biological process: protein homooligomerization; potassium ion transmembrane transport. The coding region runs from base 144 to 2720 and encodes 858 amino acids. Lineage: Eukaryota; Metazoa; Chordata; Mammalia; Rodentia; Chinchillidae.